This is a messenger RNA of Dipodomys ordii (Ord's kangaroo rat), 2254 nucleotides long. It is a transcript of the gene Hic2, whose product is annotated as hypermethylated in cancer 2. Gene Ontology annotation, cellular component: nucleus. Gene Ontology annotation, molecular function: protein binding; DNA-binding transcription factor activity, RNA polymerase II-specific; RNA polymerase II cis-regulatory region sequence-specific DNA binding. Gene Ontology annotation, biological process: regulation of transcription by RNA polymerase II. The transcript has 2 exons. The record is from RefSeq and is a predicted model, not a curated record. Lineage: Eukaryota; Metazoa; Chordata; Mammalia; Rodentia; Heteromyidae. Bases 90 to 1940 code for a protein of 616 amino acids.
GUCUUCUUCUCCCCAGGUGACCAGGCAUUGAUGCGCCCCCAGGAAGUCCACGUGCUCAAGGAGGUCACCCCCCGCCGGCUGCUGCUCACAUGGUUUCUGGGCCCCUGGCGCUCCGGUGGUGCCCGUGGGCAGGGCACAGGGACAUGGGGCCCGACAUGGAGCUGCCCAGCCACUCAAAGCAGCUCCUGCUACAGCUGAACCAGCAGAGAACCAAGGGUUUCUUGUGUGACGUCAUCAUCAUGGUGGAGAACUCUGUCUUCCGGGCCCACAAAAAUGUCCUGGCUGCUAGCAGCAUCUACUUCAAGUCCUUGGUCCUGCAUGACAACCUCAUCAGCCUAGACACGGACAUGGUUAGCUCCACGGUGUUCCAGCAGAUCCUGGACUUCAUUUACACAGGCAAGCUGCUGCCUAGUGACCAGCCAGCCGAGCCCAACUUCAGCACUCUUCUUACUGCCGCCAGCUACCUCCAGCUACCUGAAUUGGCAGCCCUCUGCCGUCGCAAACUCAAGCGAGCAGGAAAGCCCUUUGGCCCUGGACGGGUAGGGGCUGCCGGCGUGGGGCGGACGCCCCGCAGCCAGCGACUGUCCACAGCCUCUGUUAUCCAGGCUCGAUACCCAGGGCUUGUGGAUGGACCUAAGGGGCACCAUUCCUCCCAAGAACUCCCCCAGCCCAAAGGUUCAGAUGAUGAGCUUUUUCUGGGUAGCUCUGCCCAGGAGAGCACCCACAGCCUGGGCCGUGGGCUCUGCUCAGCCAGCGGGGAGGUGGGCUUAGGGGGCUGUGGCAGCAGUACUAAUGGGAGUAGCGGAGGCUGUGAGCAGGAGCUGGGCCUAGAUCUGUCCAAGAAGAGCCCACCCUUGCCCCCCACAACUCCCGGACCCCAUCUUACCCCUGAUGAUCCAGCCCAGUUGAGUGACAGCCAGCACGACUCACCCCCAUCAGCCUCUGUCCCACCUGUUGCCAACAGUGCCUCUUAUGCUGAGCUGGGGGGCACCCCUGAUGAGCCCAUGGAUCUGGAAAAUACUGAGGACAACCACCUGAGCCUACUUGAGGGGCCAGGUGGACAGCCUCGGAAGAGCCUCCGCCAUUCAUCCCGAAAGAAGGAAUGGAGCAAGAAGGAGCCUGUUUCUGGGUCUCCCUUUGAGCGGAGAGAAAUAGGACCAAAGGGCCCCUGCCCUGGUGAAGAUAGUGAGGGGCUUGGGGACACAGUUCCCAAUGGUGUUGUGGCCAGUGGUGUUGGUGGCCCCAGUGGGCCUUAUGGGGAGCCCCCGUACCCCUGCAAGGAGGAGGAGGAAAAUGGCAAGGAGGGGAGUGAGGACAGUGGGCAGAGUGGGAGUGAGGGGGGCAGUGGCCAUGCUGGCGCUCACUACGUGUACCGGCAGGAGGGCUAUGAGACAGUGCCAUAUGGAGACAACCUGUAUGUGUGCAUUCCCUGCGCCAAGGGCUUUCCUAGCUCUGAGCAGCUCAAUGCUCACGUGGAGACGCACACAGAGGAGGAGCUGUUCAUCAAGGAGGAGGGAGCCUAUGAGACGGGCAGUGGGGGUGCUGAGGAGGAGGCUGAGGAUCUGUCAGCGCCCAGCACAGCCUAUGCAGCAGAGCCCCGGCCUUUCAAGUGCUCAGUCUGUGAGAAGACCUAUAAGGACCCAGCCACCCUGAGGCAGCAUGAGAAGACACACUGGCUGACAAGACCCUUCCCUUGCAACAUCUGUGGCAAGAUGUUCACCCAGCGUGGCACUAUGACACGCCACAUGCGGAGCCACCUGGGCCUGAAGCCUUUUGCCUGUGAUGAGUGUGGCAUGCGUUUCACCCGCCAGUACCGCCUCACAGAGCACAUGCGUGUGCACUCAGGCGAGAAGCCCUAUGAGUGCCAGCUCUGUGGGGGCAAGUUCACCCAGCAACGCAACCUCAUCAGCCACCUGCGCAUGCACACCUCCCCCUCCUAAAAGCCAAAGACCCAGGGGUGCCCUCUGCAGACCUGCCACCUGGGAACCCAGCAAAGGAGAAGCCAGGAGGUGCAGUAGGAGGGGCUGAGCCUGAGGUCCAGUGGGCAGCUCUCCUGGCAGCCCCUUCACCCCAGCCGCCCCACAUCCAGAGCUUUAAUCAACAGUCUGUACCAAGGGAAGCCAAGAGGAGAGAAGCCUGCAGGCCCAGCCCCAUGUGUGGUGCUGGUGGUGACCAUUCUACCUCCCCAUCCCACCCCUCACUCCAGCCCUGUGGGGGCUGCCAUAGAGCAGGUGGGAAUGGGUCACAUGGGUCU